AUAAAAAGGAGCAAGGGCGACCAUCUCUUACUCAAGAAGAACGCAAAACGCGACCGCCCAACUUAAAAAGGAAAAGGUCCUUUUCCUUUGACAUCCUCUUCCUCUCGCUUUCCUUUCAGGCCCAGAAACCCGAGAUCAGGAAAAUGGCAUCGAGUUCGCUCUCGCACAGCUCCUCCUCAUGGACGCCUAUGCAGAACAAGAUGUUCGAGAGGGCGCUGGCCUUGUACGACAAGGACACUCCCGACCGGUGGCACAACGUGGCCCGGGCGGUCGGCGGGAACAAGUCCGCGGAGGAAGUGAAGCGGCGCUAUGACAUGCUCGUGCAGGACGUCAUGUCCAUUGAGUCCGGCCAGGUCCCCUUGCCCAAGUACCGGGCCUCCUCUGCCUCCUACGGCACCAGCAGAGCCAUGGCUGACGAGCAGAGGAUGCUGAGGAACCUCAAGAUCUAAUGACAGGCGAAAGAAAUCGCCCCGGGGAAGAUCUGUAAAUUGUGAAGAAGCGGAAGACCUAAGUAGCCGGUGACGCCAAGGCUGCGAUUCUGCUCUUCUCCUCCUUCCUCAAUUUCUUAAAAAGUUUCUCUACUAAAUGCCGCCAACCCGUAGCGAUAAUGCCAUGUACUACUACUCACUGUUUGUCUGUCAAACUUUGUACCUAUGAAGAACUGCUUAAAUUUUAUCUUCUUUCGCAAA
This is a messenger RNA of Eucalyptus grandis, 689 nucleotides long. Its product is annotated as protein RADIALIS-like 3. The coding region runs from base 144 to 449 and encodes 101 amino acids. NCBI's taxonomy places the organism in Eukaryota, Viridiplantae, Streptophyta, Magnoliopsida, Myrtales, Myrtaceae. The transcript is spliced from 2 exons. Gene Ontology annotation, molecular function: DNA-binding transcription factor activity. The record is from RefSeq and is a predicted model, not a curated record.